Molecule: messenger RNA, 246 nt
Organism: Anneissia japonica
Lineage: Eukaryota; Metazoa; Echinodermata; Crinoidea; Comatulida; Comatulidae
Product: epidermal growth factor-like protein 6
Molecular function (GO): calcium ion binding
Source: RefSeq, a predicted model, not a curated record
AUAUCGAUGAAUGUACAAGAGGAACUGACAACUGUGACGCAAUUGCAACUUGUAACAACACAAAUGGUGGCUUUCAAUGUGAAUGUCCUGAUGGAUAUGUGCUCAAUAUUAACACGUGUGAUGAUAUCGAUGAAUGCUCAAUAAGUAAUGAAUGUGCGGUUUUUGGAAGUAACUGCAUCAAUAAUCAAGGUGGCUACAGAUGCGAAUGUACUGAUGGAUUCUAUGGUAACGGAUAUAAUUGUCAAG